GCGGGGACAGACAUGACAACGGAUCCAGAGACGGGAUCAAGAAUGCAGGUUCUGUGGGUCUACGUGAUGCUGGUCUGUCUUGGCUGCAGCCAGGGGCAAUCUAUGACGAACUCAACCACAAGCUUAAGCACCACCUACCCUAAUACCACCAGUCCUCUGGCCACCUCCAUCUCUACUGCUGCCUCCUCGUCCUCUCAAACUUCGAUCAUAUCCUCCGGAGCGACUACAAACUCUGGGACCACCACGUCAGGAAACAACACCUCCUCCCCAGCCAACACCACGUCAGGAAACAGCACCUCCUCCCCAGCCAACACCACGUCAGGAAACAGCACCUCCUCCCCAGCCAACACCACGUCAGGAAACAGCACCUCCUCCCCAGCCAACACCACGUCAGGAAACAGCACCUCCUCCCCAGCCAACACCACGUCAGGAAGCUGCGUCUGUAUGUGUGAGAUCUACGUCCCACUGCUGCUUUCGGGAAUCUGCAUCCUGAUCCACAGAGCACAGGGUUGAAACCGUCAAUCCCAACGAGAUCCGUUACUGAUCCAACUUCCUGCUUUCCAGCAAUGAUGUGUUUGUUUACACCGAGCUGCACUUAAUAAAAAUGCACAAAGAAAUUAUGAAACUGAUGAUUUAUAACCAAUAAAAAGCUGA
Messenger RNA from Melanotaenia boesemani (Boeseman's rainbowfish), 654 nucleotides. RefSeq names its product putative protein TPRXL. The record is from RefSeq and is a predicted model, not a curated record. The transcript is spliced from 2 exons. Lineage: Eukaryota; Metazoa; Chordata; Actinopteri; Atheriniformes; Melanotaeniidae. Bases 13 to 513 code for a protein of 166 amino acids.